AUGCCGCACUCCGAGCAAGACGGCCCUCUGGCCAAGCGCCAGAAGCUCGCUGUGUCUCAGAAGCCCUCGGCUCAGAAGCAACAGUCGAGGAUAUUCGCCCCGUACCGGACGAUAGGACUUGUCUCGCCAACGAAUGUUCCCUUCACAACUGUUCCUUUGGGAAAGACAACCUUUCAAUUGACAACGUCGGUCGGCCGCUCUCUGCAGACCUACGACUUGCGACGCGGUCUCAACCUGGUCUUUAUCACCAGGCCACAAACGCCAUUUGACAUUACCGCCACACACGCUUGGAGGCAGAAGGUCUUUGCUGCUUUCGGAGAUGCGCGCAAUGGAGAAACACAGGGCCUUUGGGUUCUGCAGAGAGGUAAAAAAAUUGCUGAAUUAGAGCUUCCGCUGGAUCUCGAAGAGCCCGUCAAGCAGAUCUUGGUGUCCGGCUCUUGGAUCAUUGCGGCUUGUCUGACCAGAAUCGAGGUGUGGAAGACGGAAACACUUGAGCACUACACAACGCUGUUCACCAUGGCCGCAAAAAAGGGCGACAAUGAGAUCAGCGGUGGCAUCUGCACCAUGCCAACCUAUCUCAACAAAAUCUUUGUCGGUCGACGGGACGGAUGGGUGGAAAUCUGGAACGUUUCGACAGGCAAGCUCAUUUACACCAUUGUCCCGCCAUCUGCAGAUUGCGGCGCUGUCACUUGCUUACAACCUUCGCCGGUUCUUUCCCUCAUGGGUAUCGCAUACUCAAGUGGCCCACUCAUCGUCCAUAACAUCUUGACAGACAAGACAGUCCUUCGAGUCAACGCAGGCACAGAAGACGCGCCCGUGACAGCCAUCACUUUCCGAACCGAUGGUCAGGGUGCAGGACAGGAUGGACGAAAGGAUGGAGUUAUGGCUACCGCAACGUCAGCAAGCGGCGAUGUCACUUUCUGGGAUCUCAACAAGGGAGGUCGAGUUAUGGGUGUCCUUCGAAGUGCGCACAACCCGCCUUCUCGAGAUGGACCCGCCGUGCGUGGGGGAGUGAGCAAGAUCGAGUUCCUUGCAGGACAGCCCGUCAUUGUCACCAGCGGCCGAGACAACUCCCUCAAGACCUGGAUCUUUGACGAGACUCCCUUUUCACCGAUCCCGCGCAUUCUUCACUCCAGAAGUGGGCAUGCCGCCCCAGUAACUUCUUUGCAAUUCCUGCCGUCCGACUUUGAUGGCGCGGAUGCUGGGAAUAAAUGGCUGCUCAGCGCUGGUCAAGACAGGAGUUUGUGGGGCUGGAGUCUUCGCAGAGACGGGCAGAGCACAGAGCUCAGCCAGGGCGCUAUUCGCAAGAAGGCCAAGAAGUUUGGUCUCCUGGCUGGAGACGUUCUCAAGAAUGGACCUACAACAACGCUUGAUGAUCUCAAGGCACCAGAGAUUACCUGCAUUGCCUGCUCCCUCAACCGAGACGGUGGCAUGGGUGCCAUGCCUGGAAAGCAAGCCAUGUGGCAAAAGUCGCAAGAUCGCAAGAGCAAGCCCUCGGAUGCGGAGCUUAGUGGCAUGACUGGAUGGGAAAGCGUCGUGACGGCUCACAAGAAUGACUCUUAUGCUCGCACUUGGUUCUGGGGCCGGAAAAGAGCAGGUCGGUGGGCUUUCCCGACUGGUGAUCGGACAGACGUGUCGACUGUAGCCAUUAGUCCGUGCGGCACUUUUGCCGUCAUUGGAUCCAUUGGCGGUACCAUCGACAUGUACAAUCUGCAGUCAGGAGUGCAUCGCCAGAGAUAUCCUUCGACCUUGACACCGGCUCAAGCGAGACAGGCCAAGAUGCAGCAGCUCAGACAAGCUGAUAGUAUUAUGCAGCUCGAUGCAAGGUCGACGACUGGCUUUGCUGCCGGUGUUGGCAAACAUACGAAAGCAGUUACUGGCAUCAUCGUUGAUUCCAUGAACAACUAUAUUAUUAGCUGUUCUCUUGACGGGAAGAUCAAGUUUUGGGAGUUCUUGACUGGAAGGUUGAAGCAUGAAAUUAGCUGGGCACCCAUGACAGCAAUCACUGGAUGCCGAUACCACGCAGCAAAUGAUCUGAUUGCAUUCUCGUGCGACGACCAGUCGAUAAGAGUGGUAGACAUUGAAACGAAGCAGACGAUUCGAGAGUUCUGGGGUUGCCAAGGCAAGAUCAACGACUUCACAUUCUCUAAUGAUGGACGCUGGAUUGUGGCGGCUUCGCAAGAUUCCAUUAUCCGUGUAUGGGACCUGCCGACGAGCCAUCUGAUUGAUGCUAUCCGUUUGGAACAGCCAUGCACUGCUCUGGCCUUCUCUCUGACUGGUGAAUAUCUGGCUGCUGCGGCUGAAGGCCAACUCGGGGUCAAUGUGUGGACUAACAAGACAUUGUUCACGCACGUCCCCACUAGACAGAUUUCCGAAAAGGAGAUUGGUCAGGUUGAUGGACCGACAACGUCUGGAGAAGGCGGCCAAGGAUUGAUUGAUGCCGCAUUCGAAGAAGCGGCGCCGGCAGACGAAGACACUGUUGCUGCACCAUCUCUCGAUCAGCUGAGCGCCGAAAUGAUGACUCUCAGUCUUGUACCACGAAGCAGAUGGCAGACGCUCUUGCAUCUCGAUCUCAUCAAGAAGAGAAACAAGCCUCAGGAAGCACCUAAGCAACCCGAGAAGGCACCAUUCUUCCUGCCUUCCACCACCAACUCAUCUGUGCCCCAGGCCGGUGCUAUUGCAGAGGCCGGUGAUGCUGCCACAAGUCAAUCAAGGAUAACAAAGUUUGACCGAUCCUCUCGCAGUGAAGAAGCUUUCACAAGUAAGCUGAGGAAUGGUGCAGAGAGCGGAAAUUACGAUGAUUUCAUUGAGCAUCUCAAGUCCCUUUCGCCUUCCAGUGCUGAUCUCGAGCUUCGAUCUCUAUCCGCGAGUGAAGUUGACGAAGACUCAAACGAGCUGCUUCAGUUCAUUCGAGCCUUGACCAGCCGGCUCCAGUCCCGCAAAGACUACGAGCUGACGCAAGCGUGGAUGACGGUGUUCUUGCGAUUGCAUUUUGACAUGAUUAUGGAGAGCGAUACCCUGAUGGCGGCUUUGCAAGACUGGAAGAGGCACCAGGCCGAAGAGUGCGAGAGGCUCAACAACCUCGUGGGUUACUGUAGUGGUGUUGUCAGCUUUUUGAGAAGCCCGCGCACUUGA
Molecule: messenger RNA, 3135 nt
Organism: Pestalotiopsis fici W106-1
Lineage: Eukaryota; Fungi; Ascomycota; Sordariomycetes; Amphisphaeriales; Sporocadaceae
Exons: 3
Coding region: 1-3135 (1044 amino acids)
Biological process (GO): rRNA processing
Cellular component (GO): small-subunit processome; Pwp2p-containing subcomplex of 90S preribosome
Molecular function (GO): protein binding
Source: RefSeq, a predicted model, not a curated record